This is a messenger RNA of Lathyrus oleraceus (garden pea), 700 nucleotides long. RefSeq names its product non-specific lipid-transfer protein 1. The record is from RefSeq and is a predicted model, not a curated record. Gene Ontology annotation, biological process: lipid transport. The coding region runs from base 52 to 414 and encodes 120 amino acids. The transcript has 2 exons. Gene Ontology annotation, molecular function: lipid binding. Lineage: Eukaryota; Viridiplantae; Streptophyta; Magnoliopsida; Fabales; Fabaceae.
CCAUAACACAGUCAUUCACAUAUUCGAAGUGCGAAGUUUUGGAAAUCAAUCAUGGCUAACACAAUGUUUGUGAAAGUUAUUUUGUUGGCUAUGACAUGCUUCGUUUUGAGCAGUCCCUUAGCCAAUGCAGCCCUUUCAUGUGGUCAGAUACAACUCAGUAUAACACCAUGCAUUGGGUACCUUAGGAGCCCAACUCCAACUGUCCCUGCUCCAUGUUGCAAUGGAGUUAGAAAUUUAAAUAACCUAGCUAAAACUACCCCUGAUCGUCAAGGUGCUUGUAGGUGUCUCAAAUUCACUGCCACCCGCUUUCCUGGACUCAAUCUUCCCGCUCUUGCUGCUCUUCCCACCAAUUGUGGUGUCAACUUGCCCUAUAAAAUUAGUCCAUCCAUUGACUGCAACAUAGUGAAGCACUGAGCAGCUUGUAGGCCUUGCGUUUGAUGAAUAAGUAUUUAUUGGUUUGUGAUGAUAACCAAGAAGGAAUAAAGAUGUCUUCACUUAUCUUGUUGCAACCGAAUCCCCUCUAGGGGAUCACUAUGUUUACUUUGGAUUUCAAUAAUAAUUAAAAUAAAAUCUAUAAUAUUUGGUACAAAAUAUUCAUUAUCCACUAUCACAUUUGGAUUACAAUAGCACUUUAAUAUGAUAUUCAAGCUCACACAAUUAAAUGUUUUGAUUUACUAUAAUAUUUUAAGCGCUGUUAUAA